AUUUGUUCAGCCUCCUUGAUUCAAAUACCAGGAACAACUCAGCCGGCACAAAGCGAAGCUUUGGGGGGCAGAAAACUCACACCCCCAUCGGCGUGCGCACACACAGACGCACGUGAAAGCCCAAAGCCCGCCGGCAUGGGAAAGGAGGAGAAGAAAGCCCGGCACGGCACGUCCCCGAAUACCCAGAGCCAGACAGGGAAGGCAUCCGGAGGGGAGAAAAGCACCGGCUCGACGCAGGAGUCCGAGAUGAAGAAGAAGAAGCAAAAGAAAGCCAAGGGGGAUCCCAAAACUGGCCAGGAGGAGGAAUCCCACACUUGUUGUGGGUGCCGUUUCCCGCUGCUGUUUGCCUUGCUGCAGCUGGCGUUAGGCACCUCUGUAACAGUGCUGGGCUUCCUUAUGGCAGGCAUCAGUUCCUCUCUGCUAGUCAGAGACACUCCAUAUUGGGCUGGGAUAAUUGUCUGUGUGGUGGCCUUAGUGGGAUUUGUUAUGCUUUGUAUCUCGUACCAACCUGAUGAGAAGACGUGUGCACAGUUCACAGUGAAGCUGCUAUAUUUUCUCCUGAGUGCCCUGGCUCUGGUUGCCUGUGUUUUGGCAGUGGCUUUUGCUGCACACCACUACUUGCAGCUGACCAAGUUCACCUGUGACACCAUUCAGGAUUCCUGCCAUUGCAAACUGGACACUGCAGACCCCCUCGGCCGCACCUUCGUGUACCAGGGCGCGGACAACUGUGGCAGCCUGACCAGCAUGCUCAGCCUGUACCUCCUUCUGCAGAUGGCUCUCAACCUGGUGGCAGCCCUGGUGUGCCUGCUGAUGUGCUUUGUGGUGUGGAAGCACCGGUACCAGGUCUUCUACGUGGGCGUUCGCUUCCAGCCUCUCACGGCCACUGAAGGCCAUGGGCAGCAAGUGUAGGGUCUGGGCUGGGCUGGCAGGGGCUUGUGACCAGGGAUGGGAACUGCCACUGCAGGUACUGCAGAGGGAUGGAUGCUUGGAAGGUGUUUGAUGAGGAAAAACGCUCACAUGGCUUUAAUGAAUUUAUUUUUCAAUCCUUUUGGGAGCAUUUAGUAUGGCUGCUCUUGAGAAAAGGCCUCUUGUGAGAUUAGCUAGAGGUCACACAGUCCUAAAGAUGCAGCUGUACAAAUGCUCCCCACAGAGGAUCUUUAACAGCCACGGAUAAAAUCUUUGGAAACUCAUCUGCAGGGCUACAGCCAUUACAAAAUAGGGUCCAUUUCCCUCUUGCCUUCAGAGAAGCUAUGCCAAUUUCUAUCAGAUAAGCAUCUGAUCCAAACUGCUUAGUUAUAUCAGUGGGAACAUGCUUUGGGAAUAUAUCAUAUCUUGGUGCUCUGAGUGUAAUCCACGCUAACCUGAUGGGAAUUUCACAUUCCAGGCAGGUGAUGAGGGAGGUCAAGACCUCUUCCAAUGCAGGUUGAGACCAACACCAAAGUGAAUAUAUUGAUAGCUGCCAUAUAAAAUAUACAUAUAACUUUUCAGAGUGAAUAAUGAUACAGGCUACCUAACCCAAUUACUAAUAAAUAACCAAUAUGAGUGA
This is a messenger RNA of Motacilla alba alba, 1546 nucleotides long. RefSeq names its product sarcospan (gene SSPN). The record is from RefSeq and is a predicted model, not a curated record. Gene Ontology annotation, cellular component: dystrophin-associated glycoprotein complex; sarcolemma. Bases 136 to 909 code for a protein of 257 amino acids. The transcript is spliced from 3 exons. Lineage: Eukaryota; Metazoa; Chordata; Aves; Passeriformes; Motacillidae.